This is a messenger RNA of Cuscuta campestris, 1500 nucleotides long. NCBI's taxonomy places the organism in Eukaryota, Viridiplantae, Streptophyta, Magnoliopsida, Solanales, Convolvulaceae. The record is from the annotation of a GenBank genome assembly.
GGUCCCACAUAUUCCCCCCUCCUCGUCCUCUCUGUUCCCUCUGGAAAAGCUUGCUUCUCAUUCUUCUCGCCCUCUCCCUGCUUCUGGUUAACGAUAUCCAGAUCCAACUUCCUACUAUUUCGGAGAAAGAUUUUCUGAACAAUGGCUCACCUUCCGUCGAAACAUGCUUUGUCUUCCUUAUCGAUUUUCCAGUUCUCUUCUCAUUCAAAUUUGGCUUCUGAUUGCUCGGGUUUAGGCUAUGGGGUCAUGGAUUAUCGGAGAUGGAGAAGAAAUUUCCGUUUCCAGUUAAAGCUUAAUCGGAGCUUCAGAUUAUUGAUUGAUCCGAAGCUUAGGGUUUCCUGUAAACUUCAGGACAAUCGCACUCCAAGCGAAGGUGAAGAGCCUCCUGAGUCAUUGUUCAUGAAAGAAUUGAAGAGACGAGGCAUGAAUCAUACUUCAUUACUUGAAGAAAGCAAAAAAAGAGUAUAUGAGGAUGACAUGAAAUUCAAGGAAGAAGACAGAGACUCGUCUCGUAAAAAUGCUAUCUCAAUGGAAUCUGGAAGCAGUUUAUAUAAUCAGAGAGAGCAGUCUAUGGUUCUGAAUAGUGAAGGCAUUGAGGGCCUAAUUCCGCGUGCUAAGCUUUUGCUUACCCUUGGAGGGACAUUCUUUUUGGGAUUAAUGCCAUUGAUCUUACUAAUCAUUGCAUUUUUCUCUGCUUUGUACCUGUAUUUCGGACCCACAUUUAUCCACGAGGCCAAUACCACCCAUAGCACUCCAUCCAAAUAUAUUGAUCCUUAUGCACUGCUUGAGGAAGAAAGGAUAUCAUAAACUGCCCCUGAUCUAUAUUCAAGAAUUAAACUUCACUUGACAUAUACCGAGUAUAGCUUUCCUUCAAAUGGAUUAUGAAAAUGAACAAACUUUGAUAGCAAAUAAUACAAAGACAAAGCUGGACACUUAUUUGCACGAUCCUAAAGAGGCACAAACACCAGACUUUGAUAUACUAGACUUCUGGAGAAGGAAUGAGUCUCGAUACGGACAGCUAUGUUACUUAGCCAGAGACAUUUUAACUGUCCCUUUGACAACUGUGGCUUCAGAGUCAACAUUUAGCAUAGGAGGUAGGGUCUUGAACAAAUGGAGAAGUUCUUAUCUACCUGAGAAUGUCGAGGCCUUGAUUAUGGCACGUAGUUGGUUGUAUGGAUAUGAAGAAAAUGCGGAAGAUGACUUCUUUGGUGUUGACGUCGAUUGGAAUGCAAGUACCUCAAUUUGAAGUAUAAAGGUUAUUGAAAGACUCGUCCCAAUCAGCAGCUACUAUAGAUAUUCCCAAUGACCAUUUAUCAAAGGCUACCAGCAAUUCUACCAUCUAUGGACGUUUGCAUUAUAUUUCCACUUUUGGAUCAUGACUAUUGAAUACUAUAUAUUUUAAUUAUCACUAGAUGACUACUUUUUGGUGUUUAGCAAGAUUCUCAUCUCUAUUUUAUUACUGGUUUGCUUUAUUUUAUCGCAUGUAUGCUUAGAUUUGGA